Molecule: messenger RNA, 573 nt
Organism: Penicillium cataractarum
Lineage: Eukaryota; Fungi; Ascomycota; Eurotiomycetes; Eurotiales; Aspergillaceae
Gene: sec11
Product: signal peptidase complex catalytic subunit SEC11
Exons: 6
Coding region: 1-573 (190 amino acids)
Cellular component (GO): membrane; signal peptidase complex
Molecular function (GO): serine-type endopeptidase activity
Source: RefSeq, a predicted model, not a curated record
AUGCUGUCUUCACUCUCAUCCAGCCUGAAUAAUGCCCGGACUACCGUGGCGCAGGUGCUAAACUUCGCUUUAGUCCUAUCGACUGCCUUUAUGUUAUGGAAGGGAUUAUCGGUCGCGUCUGCAUCUAGCUCCCCAAUUGUGGUCGUCCUCUCGGGUAGUAUGGAGCCUGCCUUCCAACGAGGUGAUCUUCUGUUCCUAUGGAAUCGCAGCCCUCGAACGGAGGUGGGAGAAAUUGUGGUGUACAAUGUGCGAGGCAAGGACAUCCCCAUCGUCCACCGCGUCGUCCGAACCUUCCCCGAGGUCGAGGGAAAGGCCAAGAAAGUCAAGGAGAUCACAGUUGACUCAACUCCUUCUCAUAUGCUGCUGACCAAGGGUGAUAACAACCUCGCCGAUGACACUGAACUCUAUGCGCACGACCAGGAUCACCUCAACCGUUCUGAGGAUAUUGUAGGGAGUGUACGAGGGUACAUCCCGAUGGUGGGAUACGUUACAAUUAUGCUAUCAGAGCACCCAUGGUUGAAGUCGGUUCUUCUGGGUAUAAUGGGCUUGAUGGUCAUGCUUCAGCGGGAGUAA